Bolinopsis microptera is the source of this 672-nucleotide messenger RNA. RefSeq names its product deoxynucleotidyltransferase terminal-interacting protein 2-like. The record is from RefSeq and is a predicted model, not a curated record. The coding region runs from base 1 to 672 and encodes 223 amino acids. Gene Ontology annotation, cellular component: nucleolus. NCBI's taxonomy places the organism in Eukaryota, Metazoa, Ctenophora, Tentaculata, Lobata, Bolinopsidae. The transcript has a single exon. Gene Ontology annotation, molecular function: RNA binding. Gene Ontology annotation, biological process: RNA processing.
AUGGAUAACUUGAUAUACGAAACUAACCCUGAUGUUAAGAAAGGCGUAGACUUUGCUUUGGAUGUUUUCAAAUCCUGUUUCGAGGAGAAACCUGCACCUCCAGCAGAAGACGAUUCUGAGAAUGCAUUUGUUGAGAACAAGAAUUUUGUCGAAGUUAAAAACCCAUACCUUGUGUCAGAUACCCUGUCUUCAGAGAUCAACCCUGGGAUAGAUUUAGAAACUUUCGAGUACCAGGACAAGCAGCAGAUCGGUGAUGUGCAGAUUAGUGACUUUGAGAAAACUUCCUCAAAGCUAAAGAAAGAAAGGAAAACUGAACGGAGUAAAACUCUCGGUAAAAACUACUUUGAUUUCAAGCCCUCUGAGAUGACAGAGGAACUCAAACGGGACUUGAAAAUAAUCAAGAGUAGGAAUUUGAUCGGGAAGGGGCAAUUUUCAAAUGUGUCUGAUUACAAAAAGAAACUGCCAUCAGCGGUGCAGAUCGGUACCAUCGUAGAGGAUAAAUCUGAAUUUUAUUCAAGUAGAGUACCCAAGAAAAUGCGACAAAAGACCCUUGUUGACGAACUUGCUGCAGAUUUUGACUUCCGUAAAAAGUUGAAAGAGAAGUUUUUGAAAAUUCAGAGCAGUAAGCCUAAGCGACUGAAGGGUGGAAAAGGCAAAAGGAAAAGGAAAUAA